CUGUCUAGAGUUAUCCCCCGUAGAGACCGCAAGCCGAGAUAGUCACUUUAGUUGACUAGCGAGCGGUGUUACUAGAAACAACAUGGCGUCCGAAGUCGAAAAAGCACAGUUUGCUAAACCAGGUGGUGACACGAUCUUUGGUAAAAUUAUCAGAAAAGAGAUACCUGCAAAUUUCAUUUACGAAGAUGACCAGUGUGUAGCAUUUCAUGAUGUAGCGCCACAGGCCCCAGUUCAUUUCCUGGUGGUUCCAAGGAAACCGAUUAUCCGUUUAGCGUCUGUUGAAGAACCAGAUGAGGGAGUGCUUGGGCACAUGCUGGUUGUUGUGAAGAAGGUGGCCAAGAUGCUUGGGCUGAUUAAUGGCUAUCGUGUGGUUAUCAACGAUGGUCCUGAUGGAGGGCAGUCUGUGUACCAUAUUCACAUGCAUGUCCUGGGCCAACGCCAACUAGGUUGGCCACCUGGCUAAGUUGUGCUGCAGCUCAAUGCAUCAGCCUGUACUCUCAGAACAUUUCAAGAAUUUCACUACUAAUUUUAUCCAUUGAUGGUUCUGUUAUCAGCCUUUUAAAAGAAUUAAAUUAAUUCAAUAGUUGAUUAGCUUUGAUGGUCCUUUUUUAAGGAUUUUUUCCUUUCGUCCAUCUUAUUUUCAAGUGCAUUUCUCCUUUAUAGUUACAACUUUCAGUCUCAUGUUGAAUUCUUAGCUUAUUAAUUUUUGUUAAUUAUCUUCAUAGAUUCUCUAUUUUCUUCACAUUACUACCUGCAUGAUGAAAAAGGAUAACUGCAUUUAAACUUUUUAAAAUUUUGAUGGAAAUCUGGCUUUCUUAACUGCCAAAAUUUUUUAAAAGCAUUAAGGGUACAGCUUAACUAGAAAACAUUUCUUUAUAGCAUAAUAGUUUGUGAUAAGAUUCUUGCAUUUACUAUUUUGUGACUAGUAUAUGCUCAGUCCUAAGUAGACUGGACAAGCUUUAUGUAACCAUAUUUUGGCCAACAUCAUGAUUGUACCUGCAGUUAACUGCUGUUUAGUUGGAUGGUUGCAAGAGAUCACCCUAGUAGUUGGAUUAUGUUAUCAAUCUUCUAACAUCAGUGCAUGACCAAACCUGACAUUCAACAUAGUGCACGUCUCAUUAAAUACCAGAUCAUUUGACCAGAGGUCACCCCUAAAAAGAUUAUCUUGAAAACAAAGAAACACAGUCUUUAAUAGAAGUUUCAGUAUUUGCAUUUUCAUCAUAUGUUGGACUGUUUCACAUACAAACCAGAACUUAUGUUUACACAGACUUUUGUACACAUUUUUAGUAAUAACUGUUAAAACAUAACUUAAGUAUUCACCACAAUUAUUAUGUUAAACAUAAAAACUGUUUGCUGUAAAAUUUCGUCUGAACGAUUUUUGGUAAUAAAUGUUGGAUUUGACUCA
Pomacea canaliculata is the source of this 1405-nucleotide messenger RNA. Its product is annotated as histidine triad nucleotide-binding protein 1-like. Gene Ontology annotation, molecular function: hydrolase activity. Bases 83 to 463 code for a protein of 126 amino acids. Gene Ontology annotation, biological process: purine ribonucleotide catabolic process. The record is from RefSeq and is a predicted model, not a curated record. Lineage: Eukaryota; Metazoa; Mollusca; Gastropoda; Architaenioglossa; Ampullariidae. Gene Ontology annotation, cellular component: nucleus; cytoplasm. The transcript is spliced from 4 exons.